This is a messenger RNA of Aphanomyces astaci, 1527 nucleotides long. RefSeq lists its product as hypothetical. The record is from RefSeq and is a predicted model, not a curated record. The transcript is spliced from 12 exons. The coding region runs from base 18 to 1451 and encodes 477 amino acids. Lineage: Eukaryota; Oomycota; Saprolegniomycetes; Saprolegniales; Verrucalvaceae.
CGGCAACCAUCGUUGCCAUGGACCUUGGUUGGGCGCGAAGGCCAAAUCACCUGUGGUGGCCCGUGUAUAUCUGCCAGACUAAGAUGUUUCGCAAAGAAGAUCUUCACUAUCUGCAGAACGAGCACAAGUCAGCCAUGGAAGUGGCUGUGAAAUCCAAGAGCGUCCUGGUGUACUACUUGGGGCAAUACACAUUUGCGUCAAGGACGAAAGGGGAUGUCAAGCAAUGGGCUUGUCCGGAACACAACACCUUUAGUGGACACGAGACCAUCACGGAUGCCGAGAUGUUAUUACAAUUCACGACAGCCAUGACCGAAGCCAAGGUUUAUGUCGACACAGGCAUCCUCCCCUUCUUGGCGCCGUCCGACGUAAAUCAGGCCUUGAAACCUCCAGCGUGGCCCCAGGAUAUCGCCCCAGGAACGAUCACAUGGUUGAAGCACGCAACAAAGUCAUGGACUCCAGCCUAUGUGUUGGAUCCUACGCAUUUGAGUGCCAAGCGCGGCGUAGCCAGUUCACACGUGAAGGAUCAGCUGCGGCUGGCCAAGAAGAACCCACACAAGUACUACCUGGUCUACAAGUUCGGAGAAUGCAACAUCAUGCUAUGGAAGCGCGAAAAUGCCAAGAUGCUGCUGUGGGGCGGCCCUGAACACAGCAAGCUCUUGCUAGGUAUCCCGAGAAGGGAAAGCAACACGUUCCUUGCAACCGCCAUGCAAAGACUCGAGAGUUUUCUAGCGGCGAAACAAAACCAGAAAAAGCUAGCUGUGAAUAAUGCAUACACAGUCAAGGUCUCGUGGCUUCGAUUGCCGUCCAGCCAAAUCGAUCCCAACCAAAUCCAAGACAACGACGACGACGACGUUAGUACCGAGGACGAAGCCGAGAAUGACACGAUGGCAAGCAGUGGUAAGGACAUGUCGACUCUUUCUGUGCGAAAGCGCAAAGCUGUCGAGGAAGCACCACCUGCGAUGAUCAUCUACUCCAAGAAAACCCACUUGGCAACUGUCAUGGGCACGUCCAAACGACCUGCAAUUAGUCCCCAGCCAAAAACAUCGCUUCCCCCUCCAGUUCCGCCGCUUUUCCGCAAUGGGGUGGCUUGGGCCCACGUCCGAGGCCAACUGUGGUGGCCAGUGUAUAUUUGCAACCCACACCUGUGGUCUCCACAGCCAGACUCGCCUACCCUGACGUAUGACGUGUACUCGUUUGGGUACCACACGAUGAGGAGUCGUGCGUUUACAUUGGCGCAGCUACGGCCAUGGAAGUGUCCUGAAGCACCAAGGCUCCGUGAAACCAUCUUCACGGCGCUUGACCAGAGCAAAGUGUCGGACCAAGAAACACUGGGGAACGCCCUCGUGGAAGCCGACAAUUAUUAUGUCGAAUACGAGCAGAUUCAGAGCUACUCGAACUUGGACAUAAACAUCAAACGCAUAAACCGCAAUAACAAGCGUGGCGUGUUUUGAAAGACGAUGUUUUCCUAUUGAACAAUCCAUUAAUACUAGUACUAUUAAUAUUAAUAUUAAUAGUACUCCACUAGAG